Messenger RNA from Magallana angulata, 811 nucleotides. RefSeq lists its product as uncharacterized. The transcript is spliced from 2 exons. Lineage: Eukaryota; Metazoa; Mollusca; Bivalvia; Ostreida; Ostreidae. The coding region runs from base 24 to 686 and encodes 220 amino acids. The record is from RefSeq and is a predicted model, not a curated record. Gene Ontology annotation, molecular function: protein binding.
UGUGUUUGCAACACAAUCUAUCAAUGAUAAUGGCAACCGCUAACGACAAAACUCUUCAAGACAUGGACGAGCAUACAAAGCUCGAUUUAAGUGAGGUUGAACCAUUUUCUUACGACGAAAACACAACGGACGUCGUGCUCUGCGUCGAAGAGAAAAAAUUACACCUUUCUCGUGGAGUUUUAAUGCUUGCCUCUCCAGUGUUUCGCAAAAUGCUGACCUCGAAUGGAGAGGGAACACAAAACGAAAUCAGCCUUCCAGAGGAAUCUUAUAAGGACUUCGUUCUUUUCCUGAAAUUUUUUUCUCCUGUGGAAUAUGUUGAACUACAUGAAGGCACAGUUACAACAGUUUUGCCACUGGCCAAAAGAUAUCAGGUUGCAUCUGUGCUAAAAAAAUGUGAGGACUGGCUCCUGACUGAAAUUAAGUAUCUUAUCAAUAAAGAAAUUAGAUAUGAAAGAGAAAGGCGAUCAAUGGUGGAGUUUUUCGCAAAGUGUCUGUUUUUAGCAACCAAAAAUGACCUUAAGAGUCUGUACGCCCGAGCGUUUGAAUUACUAAUAACCUACAAACUGUCAAGAUAUAGACGUUCACGAUACUACGAUGAUUUGCCUGACAGAGAUAAAUUGCAACUUCUGGAGGCUAGAAUGGUAAAAAUUGAAAAAGCGGAUUACAUCUUAGAUGGAGACGAUUAAAAAUCUUCGUUUAUGAUAAUUGUGUAAAGAAGGAGAUAAAACCCUCUGUUAUAGUAUCAGCUUUGUAAAGCUUGUUUCUCCAUAUGUCUCAUUGGCUUUGUCUUUUCACUGUUAAUACACACAGU